Molecule: messenger RNA, 4359 nt
Organism: Acanthopagrus latus (yellowfin seabream)
Lineage: Eukaryota; Metazoa; Chordata; Actinopteri; Spariformes; Sparidae
Gene: top3a
Product: DNA topoisomerase III alpha
Exons: 19
Coding region: 333-3389 (1018 amino acids)
Biological process (GO): DNA topological change
Cellular component (GO): nucleus; chromosome
Molecular function (GO): DNA topoisomerase type I (single strand cut, ATP-independent) activity; DNA binding; zinc ion binding
Source: RefSeq, a predicted model, not a curated record
AGUUGUGCGACCUGGAUUACGGCAGUAUGUGACAGGCGGGCGGGGAAUUUGUAAACAGAGCUAACAGCUUCACAGGUAGAGCUCGAUAUUGUUCCCCAUGACAGCUUUAAAUUAACAUUUUUAAUAUGUUAGCGUUAAUUUUCUCUAUAUAAUGUAUCGGGAAUUAACUUAGUCAACUGGUGACCACUUUUCAGCUCCUUUGUAAAAGUUUUAGGGAGUGGAUACCGUGACAUUAGCUAGCUACGUCAAAGCAAUAUGCUAACAAAGUUGCGUGACAGCACCAGUGACGCUGGCUGGAGGACACCGGCUGCUUCAUGUGAGGGCGGCCAGGCAUGGUAGUGUACCUACUGGGGAGAGCCUUGCUUCGAUCGGGACUACAGCGGCUAGGGCUCCAACGGAGGUGUUUCUGUGCGGCACAGAGUGUCCUGAACUCUGACACUUCUCAGCAGGCAGACAUGAUCCGCAACCGGACUCAAAUCAAGAGGGUCCUCUGCGUCGCCGAGAAGAACGAUGCAGCCAAAGGCAUUUCAGAGAUCAUGUCCAACGGCAGGUCCAGCAGGAGGGAAGGGAUGUCGAAGUUUAACAAAAUCUAUGAGUAUGAAUAUCAUCUCUUUGGUCAGAAUGUGACAGUAACAAUGACAUCAGUAUCAGGCCAUUUACUCGCUCUUGAGUUCAAAGCACCAUUCCAGAAAUGGCACAGUUGUAAUCCAGUGCUGUUAUUUGAUGCUGAGGUAGAGAAGUAUUGUCCAGAUAACAUGAUGCAAAUCAAGCGGACACUGGAGAAGGAGGCGAGGCAGUGCCAGGCCUUAGUCAUCUGGACUGACUGCGACAGAGAGGGAGAAAACAUUGGCUUUGAAAUCAUAGAUGUCUGCAAAGCAGUGAGGCCCAAUUUACAAGUCUUUCGAGCAAAGUUUUCUGAGAUCACCCCCAACUCUAUUCGGAGAGCAUGUGAGACUCUAAUGGCGCCAGAUGCUAACAUCAGUGAUGCUGUUGAUGUGCGUCAGGAGCUGGACCUGCGGAUAGGUGCGUCCUUCACUCGAUUCCAGACGCUUCGCCUGCAGAAAAUCUUUCCCGAGUCUCUGGCCAAUCAGCUGAUCUCAUACGGCAGCUGUCAGUUUCCCACUCUGGGCUUCGUGGUGGAGCGCUUCAAAGCCAUCCAGGCUUUCAUACCCGAGACUUUCUACAAGAUCAAAGUGCUGCACGAGGUGGAGGAGGACACCGUAGAAUUCAGCUGGAAGAGAAACCGUCUCUUCAACCACACAGCUUGCCUGGUGCUCUACCAGAUCUGCAUGGAGGAUCCCAUAGCAACAAUCACCUCAGUAACCAGCAAACCCAAGAGCAAGUGGAGACCGCUGCCUUUGGACACUGUGGAACUGGAGAAACUGGCAUCUCGCAAGCUAAGGAUAAGUGCCAAAGAGACCAUGAAAAUUGCAGAGAAACUCUAUACCCAGGGGUAUAUCAGCUACCCCCGUACAGAGACAAACAUUUUCCCCCAAACCCUGGCCCUCGGCCCGCUCGUGGAGCAGCAGAUACAGAGCCCCAACUGGGGGGCGUUCGCCCAGCGGGUGCUCGACCAGCCUGGGGGUCCGAACCCCCGGCAAGGCAAGAAAUCUGACCAGGCCCAUCCCCCCAUACACCCUACCAAGUACAGCAAUACACUGCAGGGCAAUGAAGGACGUCUGUAUGAGUUCAUCGUCAGGCACUUCCUGGCUUGUGUUUCCCAGGAUGCUUUGGGGCAGGAGACCGUGGUAGACAUAGACAUUGCCCAGGAGAAGUUCUCCGCCUCGGGACUCAUGAUCAUUGCAAGGAACUACCUGGAUGUUUACCCGUAUGACAAGUGGAACACCAAGCUGAUUCCAGUGUACGAGCAAGGCUCCCAGUUCCAGCCCUCUGCUAUUGAGAUGGUGGACGGACAGACGAGUCCUCCGCAGCUGCUCACUGAAGCUGACCUAAUAUCACUGAUGGAGAAGCAUGGCAUUGGCACAGAUGCAACUCACGCGGAGCACAUCGAGACUAUAAAGAGUCGCAUGUACGUGGGCUUGACAGCAGACCAGAGGUUUCUCCCUGGGGAGCUCGGCAUGGGACUGGUGGAGGGUUACAACUCCAUGGGCUAUGAGAUGUCCAAACCAAACCUGCGUGCUGAAUUGGAGGCCGACCUCAAGCUGGUAUCAGAGGGCAGGAAGGACAAACAGAGCGUGCUUCAGCAUUACAUCCAGAAAUACAAGGCUGUCUUCAUCGAGUCUGCCAGGAAGGCAAAAAAGUUAGAUGAAGCCUUGUCUCCAUAUCUGGGUGCAGCUCAAGAAAUCACUGAAGAAGAGGAGCAGGAUAUGGAGAUCCCAUUGCCAGUCAGGAAGUGCCCUAAUUGUGGGCGGGACAUGGUGUUGAAGAAAAAGAGGGAAGGAAAUGGUAAGUACCUGUCCUGCGUGGGCUUCCCAGACUGUAAGACAGCAGUGUGGUUCCCUGACACGGCGCUGGAGGUCAGCAGAGACAACAGCGUCUGCUCUACCUGUCAGCCGCACCCUGUUCACAUGUUGAAGUUCAAGUUCCGCAGGGGCAGCCUCCCCCCCAUGAUGCCUUUAGAGUUUGUUGGCUGCAUCGGUGGAUGUGAUGAGACACUCAGAGAGGUGCUAGACCUGAAAUACCUCCGAGGAGGAGGAGGAGGAAGAGGAGACAACCGUCGUCCACCAGCACCUUUGCCCCCCAGACCAAAUCCACCCAGAGCCCCAAGUUCAAAUCCCCGACCUUCCCUUCCUGCUGAACCCUCCUGGACUACACAACCGCGACCUCCACCUUCUCCAGGUGGCGGCGGUGUCAUUGCAGACGCUAACAGUGAUGUCAUCGUGUGCAACUGCGGUCAAGAUGCGCUCCUCCUGACCGUGCGAAAAGACGGUCCCAAUCAAGGUCGCCAGUUCUACAAGUGCGGCGCUGGCAGCUGCAACUUCUUUCUGUGGGCGGACGAGCCAAGUCAGCAGGGGGCACCGCAGAACCCACAGCCCCCUAGGCCAUCUUUGGGUUUCAGGAACACCCCUGCAGCAGGCAUAGGGCAGCAAGGGGGCGUGGGGGAACAUCCAGGCCAGUCGAUGUGCAACUGUAAUGAGACGGCAGUGAUGCGCACGGUGCAGAAAGACGGCCCGAACAAGGGACGGAUGUUCCACACCUGCGGGAAGCCCAGAGACCAGCAGUGUGGCUUCUUUCAAUGGGCCGAUGAGAACGCACCUCCAUCAGGUGGUUUUGGUGGUGGAUUUAAUGGCGGUAGAGAUGGAUGGAAGAAAGGAAGGAAGAUCACGGGUGACGCCACGGCGAACAAACCCCCAGCUGCUAAGAAAGCCCGUACCUGCGGCAUCUGCCACAUGCCGGGACACACCCGAGUCACCUGUCCCCAGCGGUGACGGCUCAUUGGAGACACUGUGGAGUUAUCAAAGUCUAUGACUUGAAAGUGUGGAGUCAGAUUUGAUUUUUCAAAUAUGCAAGAGCUCAGACUGUAAGUACCUCCUCACAGAUGGAACAGAGACUGUACCGUUCCCUGUAAAGUUACAGUUUGAUAAUGGUUCUAAGAGGGCAAAAACGAUUUUAAAAUCCAAAAAUUUGCAGAUGUGCAGCAGAAGGGGAACUCUACUGUAAAAACCGAGGGGUGUCACACAUACAUACAUACAAAAGAAAAAAAAUGAAAAAUUGAAAAAGAAAAAAAAAAUUCCUAACAGGACUUUUUAAGGUGUUCUGUAUUGUGUAUACUGAAGUUCCACUGUUCACUGUUAAUUUUAUUAGCAUAUUUACCAAAAUGUCAAACUUUUCCAUUAAAGCUUAGCGCAGCAUUCAUAAACACUGCGUGUUAUUUGCUUUAAAGUCUGUUGUUGCCACAGGAAAGGUUCUGAGUGCAAGAGGAGCACACUGAGAAGUUGAACCCCAUAAGAAACAGCUGCAGUAACCCGAAAAGGUUAAUGGGAGCUCCGGUCAGCUGCUCUUGGAUCAGAUGAAUCCCCUGUCUGUUCUGUUUAUCUGCAUCCGCAAUCCUGAAAAUCCUGAGAUCAGCUGGAGGAGGGUGAUUUGGACACAGAAGCUGUCUAGACUAAUAAAUGUGUAUUUUAAAAAACAAACUUAUUUUCACACAGUUUAUCCAUAAACUAAUGGUCUAAGUAUUAAUAAUAACACCGUCACGUGUCUCAAUGAUUAGCCAGGUGUUUUACAUUAGUGUUGAUUUAUUGGAUAAAGCUGCAGACUGCUUUUACUUUCUGAAUAUAAUGAGUGCAAACAAAGAAGGCAAAUGUCUGGCUCCUCUCUUGGUAAUCUGGGUUUACCAGUGCCGAAAUCUCAAUUUUAAUAUUAAUGAAUGCUAAUAAAAAAUAAUGUACUGUGAACUUC